CACCGUUGUUUCAAGCCAGGCUGCGAGUGAAAGCACUCCCGCCAUCCCGCUGAUGAUAACAAGCAUGGGGUUGACUUUCACCCCGACCUCCUCGAUGGGAUCGCUUGGGAUGAUCCCAAUCAUGUCGACCCCUACUCUGAUGCCAACGACGACAAUGUUCUCAGGCUCGAUAACAACGCCUGGUGGGGCAUUCACGCCAUACCCAUCAAACUGGGCUCAAUUUGCUGCUGACCCGGCAAAUGCUCAAGCUCUGCAGGGCUAUCAACAGGUGAUGGCCAUGAUGCAACAGGCAGGAGGCUUCAUGCCGUUUGCCUAUCCUGAGCAAGAGGCAGCCCGCAGAAGGAAGGGUAAAGCAAUAGCUAAGCUCAGCAAAACUCGGGAUUUAGCGUUCAAACGCCUAGGGGACAAAGAGGAUGGACCCCACAAGUCUGCCAAGCUACGUAUUGGUCCUGAGAUGGGCCAGACUAGCGCGAUGGAAAGGCUUGGUGGGAGUCGUCCCGCCUUAUCACGUCGUUCUAGGGAAUCUGAGACGAUUCGCCUGGACGAGGAAGAGGCCGAAAGUCAGCCCAGGGCGUCGGCGUACACCAGGCUCUCAUAUGAUGAGGAUGACCUGGACAAAAUAGGGAGUGUAGCAAGAAAGCUACGUGCUCUCGAGGAAAAAGUAGAAGAGAAGGCGGGAGCAAAGAAGCAUACCUUGGCAAAAUCACCCUUUUCGGCUAGGGUACAUGCACACAAAUUAAGGCGAAAGAUCAAGUUGGACGUGGAGAAAUUCACAGGAAAGGAGGAUCCUAACGUCCACCUUGACACCUUCCAUAAUGCAGCGCAAAUGGUCGGGUGUACCGAUGCUGAGUGCCUACUCUUCUUCUUGUCCUUGAGAGGGAGGCAAGUGGAAUGGUUUAACAGACUUCCUCAUGGUAAAAUCAGGUCGUUCGAAAAACUCGCUGAAAUUUUCCGCAAGAAGUACCAGGACAACUGCACCAAAAGGAAGAAGUUCACCUACCUUAACACGGUAGGGCAGAGGGAGAAGGAGUCCUUGACUCAAUUCCUAACCCGUUGGAGAGACGAGGUUGAUAAGGUAGAAGAAAUGGAUGAUAAGACGGCCAUGUCUUUACUGAUGAAUGCCUUCAGGUCAGGGGACCUCUACACCGAAUUCUAUAGGAGGCCACCCUCUUUUUAUCAGGAAGCCUACAAUACGGCAUGGGAGUAUGCCGAUGCGGAGGUCCUGAACAAAAGCAAGCGUGAACUGAAGGAAGGUUAUACGAGGGUAAAAACCGAUAAGCCGAAGAAGGACGACCAUAUGGGAGGGUCCAAGCCAAGAGCCACAUAUGGUGGGAUGGUCCAUCAAAUAAGGGAUGAGAAGAAAAGAGAACCCAAGAGCGAUGGGAAGAACUUCCCAUCAAUGGGUAUGGGGUCCCUCAGCCCAACCAACUUCCAGAACCAUGCCAAACAGCGAUGGGAAGUUCUACCCAUCGCUGUUAAAGCCUUGGUCCAACAUCAACACAAGGCAGAACGACCUUACCCAGCGAUGGGGAACUUAUCCCAUCGAUGGGAACCCAGCGAUGGUAAGGCUAAACCAUCGAUGGGAAGGCAUGACCGUUGGAAGUCAUUUAAGGUAGACAAGGGUGAGGAGAAGGCUAGGAUCGAGUCAGAUGCAAACACAGAGGAGAUCCAGAUCGAUACCUCUUACUCUAAGAGGAAGGUCAGAAUAGGGGCUGAUCUUCAAGAGGAACUAAGGACUGAGAUUGUCCAGGUGUUGACCAGGUAUAAAUCUUUAUUUGCCUGGAGUGUUGCUGAUAUGCCCGGGAUUGACCGGUCAGUCAUUUGCCAUUGUCUCUCUAUUCUUGAGGGGUCUAGGCCCGUAAGACAGAAGAAGAGAUUCUUGGCAAGUGAACGGAGGGACUUCGUGAAGAAGGAGGUCAAAGACCUACUUAAAUGGGAUGAUGAAUGUGCUAGGGCAUUCGAAGAGCUAAAGACGUACCUGACUUCGGACAUUGUCCUGUCCAAGCCGGAAACAAAGGAGACACUCUACCUCUACUUGGGGGUGACUCAGAUGGCCGUUAGCUCAGUCUUGAUGAGGGAUGACGGGGUCCAGAGGCCCAUCUACUAUGUAAGCAAGGCUUUAAAUGGGGCAGAAAGUAGGUCUGCGACAUACUACCAUCUAGUUUCCAAUGUCAUCCGAUUCGCAAGGUUUGGGAUGGAUAUCAUUGGGGCCUUUCCUCAGGCUCAAGGAGGAAAGAAGUAUGUAAUGGUUGCCAUAGACUAUUUCACAAAGUGGGUAGAGGCUGAAGCAUAUGCAACCAUCACAACCAAACAAUGCCAGCGCUUCGUAUGGAAGAACAUCAUCACUCGGUUCGGGUCCUCGCGAAACAUUGUGACCGAUAACGGGCCUCAAUUUCGGAAUCUGGGGUUCACAAAAUACUUGGAGGACUUCGGGAUUACUCACAACAAGGCUUCCAUAGCCUACCCACAAGGGAAUGGCCAGGUGGAAAGUGCGAAUCGCACGAUAGUCGAUGGUAUCAAGAAGCGAUUGGGAGAGGCCAGAACGAAUUGGUUGGAAGAAUUGCCACAUAUUAUCUGGGCAUACCGGGUCACUUCGAGAAGGGCCACAGGAGAGACGCCCUUCGUCCUUACCUAUCCUAACCUAUUCUAAGGGGAAAGGGAAGAUGGAUCCUCUUGAAGUCAUAAUAAAGGUAAUUAAAAUUU
This is a messenger RNA of Cuscuta campestris, 2703 nucleotides long. The record is from the annotation of a GenBank genome assembly. Lineage: Eukaryota; Viridiplantae; Streptophyta; Magnoliopsida; Solanales; Convolvulaceae.